ACGCACAAAAAUGAGGCUGUAAAUGAUUUUCUGACAUUAUUGACCACAUAUGUGACCUUUUGGCUGUUUGUUGUUGUUCUUUUAACCUGCGCGCGCAGGUCUGUAGUGCGGGAGGCGGGGACGCGCGUGGACGGGCUUUAAGAAAAAGCGGAUAUGUAGCGAAGUGGAAGAGCGCUGUGCGGCCGGAGUUACACACAAAAACAGAGUUUAUCUGAGUGGGUUUGACAGACAGGCAGCGGCGGCAUGUUGUCGGACCUCUGACGCGCAACUUUUGUAAGUUGUGUGUUCGGUUAACGGCGGCCGGAACCGAGCGCACGCGCCACACCGGAGGAGAGGAGACAAUGGGCGCCGCUUCCUCCUCUUACCGGGUCAUUUACCUGGACGUGGACGGCAGGAUCCAGAAGGUGGUGUUCAGUAGAUUUUGCAGCCCUUGUGACAUUAAGGAGCUGUUCUGUACAGCACUGGGUGUGCCAAGGAACACGAACCUGGCUCUGCUGGAUUCAUCGGGAGCCAUGGUGUCCAUUGACCCCACCAUGCCACACAACACAGAGAGGUCACCGUACAGAGUCGUGCCCAUGGCCGGACAGCUUGGUGAUAAAGAGGAACUCUUCCAGAAUGUACUGACGCAAGUAGCAGAACAGUUUUCAAGGGCAUUCAAGAUCAACGAGCUGAAGACCGAGGUGACCAACCGUCUGGCCAUGUUGGAAAAACGAGUAGAGUUGGAGGGGAUGAAGGUGGUGGAAAUCGAGAAAUGUCGAAAUGACAUCAAGAAGCUCCGGGAGGAAAUGGCUUCGAGAAACAACAGUAACUUCCUGGAGGACAAUAAGAAGCUUACUCCUCACAGAGAUGUGCCCUCCUAUCCUAAGUACGUGCUGUCACAGCAGACCAUAGACGCCCUCAGAAAACCUGCCUUCGACGUCUGGCUGUGGGAGGCCAACGAGUAUCAUCUGUCUAAGGAGACAGUAGAAGCUCUUAGACUACCUACAUUCGAUGCUUGGCAGUGGGAGCCAAAUGAGAUGCUCAGCUGUUUGGAACACAUGUAUCAUGACCUGGGCCUGGUGAAAGACUUCAGCAUCAGCCCCAUCACACUCAAGAAAUGGCUGCUAUCCAUUCAUGACAACUACAGGAAUAACCCCUUCCACAACUUUCGCCACUGUUUCUGUGUCGCUCAGAUGAUGUACUCUAUGAUCUGCCUCUGCAGCCUGCAGGAGAAAUUCAGUCAGGUGGACAUUUUAAUUCUCAUGACAGCUGCUGUGUGUCACGACCUGGAUCACCCUGGACUCAACAACACGUACCAGGUCAAUGCCAGAACGGAGCUGGCGGUUCGCUACAAUGACAUCUCUCCAUUGGAGAAUCACCACUGUGCCGUGGCCUUCCAAAUUUUCUCCCAACCCGAAUGCAACAUCUUCUCCAGCUUCGACUCCGAGGCCUUUAAACAGAUACGACAGAGCACCAUCACACUGAUCCUGGCCACAGACAUGGCACGGCACGGUGAGAUAUUGGACUCUUUCAAACAAAAAGUGGACCACUUUGACUACAACGAUGAGGAGCACGCUACAUGUUUGAAGAUGGUGCUCAUAAAGUGCUGUGACAUCUCUAAUGAGGUUCGACCCAUGGAGGUGGCUGAACCCUGGGUGGACUGUCUGCUAGAGGAGUACUUCAUGCAGAGUGACAGGGAAAAGGCUGAAGGACUUCCAGUGGCUCCAUUCAUGGAUAGAGAAAAGGUCACCAAAGCCACCGCUCAGAUCGGCUUCAUCAAGUUUGUCCUCAUCCCCAUGUUCGAGACUGUUAUGAAGCUGUUCCCACAGAUAGAGGAGGCGAUGGUUCAGCCCCUCAGAGAGUCCAGAGAUCGGUAUGAAGAGCUCAAGCAGAUUGACGACGCCAUGAACGAGGCACAGAAGAAGAAAAGUGAGAACUUGACUAUGGGUGGGAAGAAGUAAGACGUCUGAAAACAGCACCAGAGUGAAGGAGACAAAGCGUGGAAUUGUUUGGGUGCGUUUAGCGUCUGGAAACCAUCACGUUGUGCACUGAGUGGCGCAGAAAUCCAGUGGGUUUUGUGGUGGAUCUCUGGCAUGGAUCUGACACUUGUUACAAUCUACUGAGGGACAGGAGGACAAGGAUCCAGUUUUUCUUUUUCUUCCUUCUUUCAGGGAAUGACAACAUUUGUACAGCACAGACUACUUCACUGAACAAUAUUUAGAUACAUAUCUUUAUGGUUUUUUAUGUGAGCCACAUUUUUUUUACUGAAUGUACAGAUUUUUAGUGACCUUUGUUCUUUCCUACAAAAAAAUAAUAAAUGGAAUUACUUU
Messenger RNA from Thalassophryne amazonica, 2309 nucleotides. Its product is annotated as high affinity cGMP-specific 3',5'-cyclic phosphodiesterase 9A-like. NCBI's taxonomy places the organism in Eukaryota, Metazoa, Chordata, Actinopteri, Batrachoidiformes, Batrachoididae. The transcript has 20 exons. Gene Ontology annotation, molecular function: 3',5'-cyclic-GMP phosphodiesterase activity. Bases 342 to 1940 code for a protein of 532 amino acids. Gene Ontology annotation, biological process: cGMP catabolic process. The record is from RefSeq and is a predicted model, not a curated record.